GUCAAAAAAUGAACACACCAGCAGUGUGUGGAGGACCUGAAAGUGGCACAUGGCAGAGUGUGGCGAUGGAGACAGCAGCAAUGUGGAGGCCGUACAGGGACUUGAUCCCAGACUUGGACCUGGCAAGCACUUCAUGGGAGUGCUUUGGUAUUGUGGGGCCAUGGCAGAUUAGGGCGUAUUCAUGGCUCCCCGCUCCUUCCAUGGGAGGCCCGGUAAUCUGCCAGCACCCUACCCCCCCCCGAAAAUUCUACACACUUUGUGUGUGAGGUGAGUCUCCUUCCAAAGGUGCACAUGAGAGUGCUGGCGAUGUGACACAGCGGCACCCCUGGGAGGGCCGUACAGGGGCCUCAACAUUGUCAGUGGGGCUGAGCCCACCAGCAUG
Messenger RNA from Staurois parvus, 382 nucleotides. The record is from the annotation of a GenBank genome assembly. NCBI's taxonomy places the organism in Eukaryota, Metazoa, Chordata, Amphibia, Anura, Ranidae.